UCACAUUUUUAUGUGAUAUUUCUGUUAAACAUUUUGACAGGCAGAAUUCCUGAUGAGAUUGGUCAUCUUAACUUGGACUAUUUAGUCGUGGAAAACAAUAAAUUAACUGGCUCAAUCCCUUUAACCAUAUUCGGCAUUUCAUCACUUGGACUUUUAUAUAUGGGGAAUAACAAGCUUGAAGGACCUUUACCAAGAGAGGUUGGAGAUUUGACUUUGCUUAGCGUUCUUGAUCUUGGAAAUAAUAAGUUGACAGGUGUAAUUCCUGAUGAAAUCGGUAACCUUCAACUGAUGUCGCAACUUGAGUUGGAUUUGAAUAACUUUAGUGGGUCGAUCCCUGUUGGUAUCUUCAAUAUGUCAAGUCUUAUAGUAAUUUCACUCGCACAAAACCACAUUUCAGGUAAUAUUCCUUCCACUAUAGGCCAUUGGCCACCCAAUAUUCAACAAAUCCAUCUACUUGACAAUAACAUUAAUGGUGUUUUACCAAGUUCCAUCUCGAAUUUGUCAAUGCUUACCGUUCUCAAACUCAGUGGAAAUAAACUUAGGGGAUCAAUUCCUAACUCUUUGGGAAAUUUAACAAUUCUUGAAGUUGUUGACUUGUACGGUAACUCCUUGACAAGUGAUUUGAGCUUUAUUACUCCUUUGGCCAAUUGGAAAUUCUUAAGAGAAUUGAUAUUGUCUUUCAAUCCCUUAAAUGCAAUGCUUCCAAAUUCCAUCGGCAAUAUUUCUUCUCUUCAAACGUUUUCAGCAGAUGGCUGUAACCUCAGGGGUCAUAUUCCAGUGGAAAUUGGGAAUUUGAGAGUUUUGUCUUUGUUGAAGCUGGGAGACAAUGAAUUUACUGGCAUUGUCCCCAUGACAAUAAGUUCUCUAAAAAACCUUCAACAGUUUUCACUUGGAGCAAACAGAAUAAGUGGUCCUUUCCCAAAUGGUUUGUGUGAGCUAUCCAACUUGGGUUUGUUAAACCUUUCACGAAAUCAAAUGCAGGGAAGUAUUCCUAGUUGCUUAGGGGAUGUGACUUCCCUAAGGGAGGUUUAUCUUGAUUCUAAUAACUUCUCUGCUAUCAUACCUUCAAGUCUAGGGAAACUCAACGACAUUUUGAAGCUGAACUUGUCUUCUAAUUUCUUCAAUGGUUCUCUACCACUAGAAUUUGGAAACCUCAAGUCUGCAAUACAUGUGGAUCUUUCCUGGAACCAAAUCUCAGGAAACAUUCCAACUACAUUGGGAGGUCUACAGAAAUUGACUCAACUAUCUUUGGCUCAUAACAGAAUUAAAGGAUCUAUUCCUGAGACAUUUGGGGAACUCAUAAAUUUGGAAGCAUUGGAUCUUUCAUAUAACAAUAUAUCUGGUGUGAUUCCAAUGUCAUUAGAGGAACUUAAGCAACUAGGCUCCUUUAAUGUCUCAUUCAACCGGUUACACGGGGAAAUUCCAAAUGGAGGACCUUUUGUUCAUCUCCCUUACCAGUCCUUCAUGUCGAAUGAAGGAUUGUGUGGUAACCCUCAAAAGCAUGUCCCACCUUGCCCUUCUAAUUCAAAGAAUCGUUCUAAUUCAAAGAAAAGAAGACUGAUGUGGAUUGUAGUUGCAUCAUCACUUAUCGUUGUAAUAGUGCUUGCUUCAGCAAUUGUUUUCGUGUUGAGGAGACGUCGGGUUAAAGCAGUCAAAGCUGAAGAUGAGUGGUUGCCUGAGGUAGCAUCACAAAGAAUUUCGUACUAUGAACUUCAAAGAGCAACUCAGGGCUUUGAUGGAAAUAACUUGCUAGGUAGUGGAAGUUUUGGUUCUGUUUACAAAGGGACAUUGGCAGAUGGGAUGAUAGUGGCUGUCAAAGUUUUCAAUGUGCAGAUGGAAGGUACAUUUCAAACCUUUGAUAGAGAAUGUGAAGUCUUACGGAAUCUUCGUCACAGAAAUCUCACCAAGAUCAUUAGCAGCUGUUGUAACUUGGAUUUUAAAGCAUUGAUACUUGAGUACAUGCCAAAUCAGAGCUUAGACAAGUUGCUUUAUUCUCGAGAUUAUUGUUUAAAUAUAAAGCAAAGAUUGAAUAUCAUGGUCGAUGUUGCAUCUGCUCUGGAAUAUCUCCAUCAUGGUUACUCGGUACCAGUUAUCCAUUGUGAUCUGAAGCCUAGCAAUGUCUUACUUGACAACGACAUGGUGGGACACCUGAGUGACUUUGGCAUUGCAAAACUUUUAACUAAGGAAGAAUCUAUUGCUCACACUACAACCUUUGCGACAAUUGGUUACAUUGCUCCAGAGUAUGGUUUGGAAGGCCUUAUAUCCAAGAGGUCUGACGUUUAUAGUUAUGGUAUCAUGUUGCUCGAAACUUUUACCGCGAAGAAACCUAAUGAUGAAAUAUUCACCGGAGAUUUGAAUUUGAGAAGCUGCGUGUAUAAUUCGCUUCCUGAUGAGUUGGACCAGAUCAUAGAUGCCGACUUACUAACAUUGGAUGAACAAAACUUAAGUCAAAAGUUGCAAUGUGUGUCAUCCAUCAUGGAGUUAGCCAUGAAUUGCACAGCUAAUAUUCCAGCUGAAAGGAUGAACAUGACUGAUGUUGUAGCAGCAUUGGAAAAGAUCAAACAGAAGCUUUCUUCUUGUUAUUGAAUGACCUAAACCCAUGACAAGAAUGUUACUGGAAGUUACUACAACUAUGGAGAAUACUGUUAUGAAAAGCCGCUGAUAGUUUGUCUACUGUUUUCUUUUGCUUGAUGAUCUGUAUUUAUUUUAAGAAUUUAAACUUUAAUAUGCACUGAUCCUUCAUUCAUGAUUUGAGGUGAGUCUACUCUACAAAGUAUUUCUACUUUAAUGAUCAACAAAAACCAGUGCUUCUUUUAAGCAAAGUGUUCCUUAUCUGUCAUAAGUAAAUAAUUUGUUGAAUGGCACAC
Messenger RNA from Nicotiana attenuata, 2867 nucleotides. Its product is annotated as receptor kinase-like protein Xa21. The record is from RefSeq and is a predicted model, not a curated record. The transcript is spliced from 3 exons. Gene Ontology annotation, molecular function: protein kinase activity; ATP binding; protein binding. Bases 160 to 2586 code for a protein of 808 amino acids. Gene Ontology annotation, biological process: protein phosphorylation. NCBI's taxonomy places the organism in Eukaryota, Viridiplantae, Streptophyta, Magnoliopsida, Solanales, Solanaceae.